Molecule: messenger RNA, 1269 nt
Organism: Capsella rubella
Lineage: Eukaryota; Viridiplantae; Streptophyta; Magnoliopsida; Brassicales; Brassicaceae
Product: B-box zinc finger protein 21
Exons: 3
Coding region: 89-1066 (325 amino acids)
Biological process (GO): regulation of DNA-templated transcription; photomorphogenesis
Cellular component (GO): nucleus
Molecular function (GO): zinc ion binding
Source: RefSeq, a predicted model, not a curated record
UUCCUUAUUACACAAACUCCAUAAAAACUCACAUCUUCUCUCCUAUCCUUUUCAACUACUUCCCUCUCUCUCUUAAUCAAAUCGAUUGAUGAAGAUCAGGUGCGACGUCUGCGACAAAGAAGAAGCGUCGGUGUUUUGCACCGCCGACGAAGCGUCUCUCUGCGGUGGCUGUGACCACCGAGUCCACCACGCUAAUAAACUCGCCUCAAAACAUCUCCGUUUCUCUCUCCUUUAUCCUUCUUCCUCAAACAACUCAUCUCCUCUCUGCGACAUCUGUCAGGAUAAAAAAGCUCUGUUGUUUUGUCAACAAGAUAGAGCUAUUUUAUGCAAAGAUUGUGAUUCAUCGAUCCACGCGGCCAACGAACACACGAAGAAACACGAUAGGUUUCUUCUCACAGGGGUUAAGCUCUCUGCUACAUCUUCUGUUUACAAACCCACUUCAGAAACUUCUUCUUCUUCAAGCAGCCAAGAUUGCUCUGUUCCUGGAUCAUCAAUCUCUAAUCCUCCUCUCAAGAAACCUCUCCCAGCUCCUCCUCAGAGCAACAACUCCAAGAUCCAACCUGGAGAUGCAACGAUGAACCAGUGGGGAUCUACAAGUACUAUUUCAGAGUAUUUGAUCGACACCUUACCUGGUUGGCACGUUGAGGACUUUCUCGACUCCUCCCUUCCUCCUUUUGGAUUCUCUAAGAGUGGUGAUGAUGAUGGAGUGUUGCCAUAUGUGGAAGCAGAAGAAGACAGCACUAAGAGAAACAACAACAAUACAGUGUCACUUCCAUCUAAGAGUUUAGGGAUUUGGGUCCCUCAGAUUCCACAAACCCUUCCUUCUUCAUACCCAAAUCACUACUUUUCUCAAGACAGCAGCAAUAUACAGUUUGGUAUGUACAACAAAGGAACAUCACCAGAAGUACAUUCUUAUACUCCAAUACAAAACAUGAAACAACAAGGACAGAACAACAAGAGAUGGUAUGAUGAUGGUGGCUUCACUGUCCCACAGAUCACUACUACUACUACUUUUACUCAUCCUCCUCCUCUUUCUUCUAAUAAAAAAUCUAGAUCCUUCUGGUAAUUUUAUAAUCUCCCCUACAUGGGUUCUUUUUUGUUUGUUUGUUUGUUUGUUCGUUUGUUGCUACUUGAUUUCUUUCAACUUCGAUCUUGAUAGAACUAGCAUCUCUUUUUUGUUAUGUCUUUUGUAAAUUUGAGUGUGAUUGAGGUUUUGUUGUUUUAAUCUUUGUAAUAAUCCUAUAUAUAUAUAUAAAUAUUCUCUUUGGA